Molecule: messenger RNA, 770 nt
Organism: Atta colombica
Lineage: Eukaryota; Metazoa; Arthropoda; Insecta; Hymenoptera; Formicidae
Gene: Membrin
Product: Golgi SNAP receptor complex member 2
Exons: 2
Coding region: 132-770 (212 amino acids)
Biological process (GO): vesicle-mediated transport; vesicle fusion
Cellular component (GO): late endosome membrane; endoplasmic reticulum membrane; Golgi apparatus
Molecular function (GO): SNARE binding; SNAP receptor activity
Source: RefSeq, a predicted model, not a curated record
CGUCAUUGGUCGUUGCUGAUGUGAUCCAAUGUGAUCAUAUUUCGUAAAUUUUUACUUGCGAAAUGCGAAUUUGAGAUUAUUUGGACACGAAUUAUUGACGUUAGCAAUCAAAUCUUUUUUGUGCAAACAAAAUGGAGGCAUUGUAUCACCAAACCAAUAAAUUAAUACAAGAAACGCAGCACAUUUUUUCGCAGCUCGAGAGAAAGACAUCCGACAUGGAUCUGCAGGAAGUGAGGCAAACUAUCGAGGACAAAAUCACUCUUAUCAACAGUAAUUGCGAACGACUCGACGUACUAUGCCUCAAGGGUCCAAUGUCACAAAGGCAGAACAACAGAAUGAGAGUGGAUCAGCUCAAGUAUGAUAGUCGUCAUCUCAGCGCCGCCUUGAGUUCCUGGUACAAUCGCAUGAUGCGGCAACAGAGAGAGGAGGCAGAGAGGGAGGCUUUACUGGCCAGAAAGUUUACCACUAAUGAUCACGUGGACAUCUUUAUUGAUCACACUGUGCAGCAUAAUAACAGCUUGCACAAUGCCGUCCAUGGUAUAGAUGACCUAUUGCACCAAGGCAGCAAUGUUUUGGAUAACUUAAGAUCUCAGAGAAUAACGUUAAAGGGAGCUCACAAACGUUUGAUAGACAUUGGUAAUACUUUGGGGCUUUCCAAUACUACUAUGAGGCUUAUAGAGCAACGAGCUAAACAAGAUGGAUUUAUUUUAGUCGCUGGUAUGACCUUCACUUGUAUAGUAAUUCUCUUGGUGAUAAUUUAUCUUACUUAG